Chelmon rostratus (copperband butterflyfish) is the source of this 1753-nucleotide messenger RNA. Its product is annotated as histone H3. NCBI's taxonomy places the organism in Eukaryota, Metazoa, Chordata, Actinopteri, Chaetodontiformes, Chaetodontidae. Gene Ontology annotation, cellular component: nucleosome. The transcript has a single exon. Gene Ontology annotation, molecular function: protein heterodimerization activity; structural constituent of chromatin; DNA binding. The record is from RefSeq and is a predicted model, not a curated record. Bases 1132 to 1542 code for a protein of 136 amino acids.
AGCUCAGAGUCUGGAACAUAAGGCCAUGGAGUGGAUGUUGACCUGAACUCCAAGUGAGUCACAUACAGAAAAAGAUGGCUUCCAGGCAGUUUGAGGUGAUGUCAGUAUUGUGUACUUAUGUAUGCAAAACCAGAAGUGCUGUGAUGGAGAUUAUGAAACGGGUGCUCAGUAAGUAUGUUAAGAUGUAACAGCCUGCCUGGACAGGUGCCACACAUAGGGAGAUGGGAGAUGGAGUGAGUGAUGGAGAUGCAGUAUAUUAUUUUUCCUUUAAUUGUAAUGAACUGAUAUAUUCGAAUAGAGAAAGGAGAGCUCUUUGAAGAGAGUGCGUGGCUCUUAAAAGAGCCUUUUUUUCGUGUGCGGUGUUGUUGCAAUGUCCAUCAUGUUUACUUGGCCUUGGCGGGCUUCUCGGUCUUCUUGGGCAGGAGAACAGCCUGGAUGUUAGGCAGCACACCACCCUGAGCGAUGGUGACUCCACCCAGCAGCUUGUUGAGCUCCUCGUCGUUGCGGACAGCCAGCUGCAGGUGACGGGGGAUGAUACGAGUCUUCUUGUUGUCGCGAGCGGCGUUUCCGGCCAACUCCAAGAUUUCAGCGGUCAGAUACUCGAGCACAGCCGCCAGGUAGACGGGGGCGCCAGCACCAACACGCUCGGCAUAGUUGCCUUUGCGCAGCAGCCUGUGGACACGGCCGACUGGGAACUGGAGCCCGGCACGAGAGGAGCGGGUCUUUGCCUUAGCUCUGGCCUUUCCGCCGGUUUUGCCUCUUCCACUCAUGAUUUUUCGAUCGUUUCUAGAGUCACAGCUCAGAGAAUAUGUUCUCAGCAGCCACAACGCUUCGUUAUAUGUCCGCGCAGCGCGCAGGGGGGCUCAUGUUCGACCAAUCGGAGUGGAGGUCGACCGUUGUGAAUUCUGGCGGUCUUUUUGAAGGGAUUUCUCUCCAAUCAGCAGCUGCUAUUCUGGCGCUGUGUCGCUCCUCCAGGCGGCGCUGAGCUCCACGAGAAGCCCUUCACCAAUCAGGGGUGGAGGUUUGAAGCGGCGUCAUCAUUCCGCAGCCGGUCCCACACUUUAAGAGCAGCGUGUCUCGUCCCUGUAUUACACUUUUUUUCCGCACAGAGAAAGAAAGUAAGAAGCGAUAAUGGCAAGAACCAAGCAGACCGCUCGUAAGUCUACUGGAGGCAAAGCCCCGAGAAAGCAGCUGGCCACCAAGGCAGCCCGUAAGAGCGCCCCUGCCACCGGCGGCGUCAAGAAGCCUCACCGCUACAGGCCCGGUACCGUGGCUCUGAGAGAGAUCCGUCGCUACCAGAAAUCCACCGAGCUGCUCAUCCGCAAGCUGCCCUUCCAGCGCCUGGUCCGAGAGAUCGCUCAGGAUUUCAAGACCGACCUGCGCUUCCAGAGCUCCGCCGUCAUGGCUCUGCAGGAGGCUAGCGAGGCUUACCUGGUCGGCCUCUUCGAGGACACCAAUCUGUGCGCUAUCCACGCCAAGAGGGUCACCAUCAUGCCCAAAGACAUCCAGCUGGCCCGCCGCAUCCGCGGAGAGCGCGCUUAAACUCUCACUCACACUCCAUACCAAACAUAACAACAACGGCUCUUUUAAGAGCCACCUCACUUUACACUAAAGAGCUUCUUUCACUGUUGUUCUCCUUCACUUUAUUAUAUGUCAUAUCUUAUGGUUCUGUUAAUCAAAUACCUCCCUAAAAUCUAUUUCUUUCCAGAAAUACAAACUGCAUAGCUGACAUUUUGUGGCUAAAAAGGACUUG